GCACUUUUUGAACACAUGCUUUUUAGAACUAAAUAAUAACACAGUCAGAUAAGCAAGAAGAAGUUGUGUUGAAGAGGGCACUCACCUGUGGAGCCCCUUUAGGGGCAAAAGAAUGAUGGACGACUCUAUUGAAGACCAGAGAACAGAAUUCACGAGUCCCAGCGGCUAUACUGUCAAAUCAGCUAGAACACAACCUAGGCCACGAAGCGCAAGGAAAGUUGCUUGGAAUGAAGACAGCAGUGAUAAUGCUGGCAGUACUGCCUGUGCCAGUUCUGUAUCCAGCAUGGACCCUGUUCAAACUCUGACAGAUGAGGAGAAGUGGAUUAAUGACUACGCAAAGGAAGACAAGAUCAACGGAGAGAAAAGGCAGAGGAGGGUGACAGAGAGACCGAGGUCAGGCCAAACCAUAUGGCAAAGUAACAAUGACGUACCUCUGAGCAGCACUGACAAGCCAUCUGACGUGAGAGGACAAAAAGAAGAUCACACUGAGGUGCAAGAACUGGAUGACACAGAGUUGGCAUCCACAGAAUGUCUGUCGGUGCGGCCGGGUGGCAGUGAGAAUGGGAGGGAAACACGCCCGCCGAACGCGACGAAGAACGGGAGCAGUACAGCUGAAACCAUUCCGUCCACGACAAUUGGGGAAGAACAGCAGCCCCAGGUGUCACCACAGAAAGCCCAAGAGCCAAUCAAACGGGUGUGGGUGAAAGGCAAGGAGAUUAUCAUGGACGAAGCGUAUCAUAAAAGAGAUGAAGAAAAAAUGAAGGAGUUGAUGGAAAGGAUCCGCUACCCACAUGGUAGGAUUAGAAUGCCACCAGGAAAUUGUCUCGUGUGUGGCACUCAUGGAAAUCCACUGGAUAAUCCAGAAGUUCAGAAGGAUAAAGAACUAUAUCAACUGUGUUUAGAAAGGGAAAACUAUAAAAAGACCAGGGAAGCCGAGAGGGCAUUAACAAAAAGGUAUGCAUUGGAGAUAGAGGCCGCAUUGGGUUCGAAGGCCAUGUCAUACCAGGUAGAAGAUGCAGAGGGAAACUUCAGGCCAGCUGAUCAAGAAAUCAACAGUCACCCCCAUUCACAGGAAGCAGGUACCAUGACAGAGAGCACGAUCCUACAAAGGGUUGUGAGUAAGGUGAGGAGUCUGGUAGGAGGGGACCCGAGAGAGUCUGAUCAAAAUGUUGAAACAGACUCACAGUGCAAAGAAGGCGAAGGUAAAGAAAAAGCAGAGAGAAGCCUGGACGCUCAAGAGUCCGAGAAGCUCGCGAGAGAGCUGAGCGAAUGCAACAUAAGCCGAGAGCAUGACACAGGUUCCGAGUGCAGCGAUGAACUUCCCAACAGAGAGAGAAGUGUGAGGAGAAGGUUUCUUGGAUGGGUCAAUGACAGCAUGAAGAAGAGGUACCACGACAAGAUUGCCAGAAGUCACCAGAGGGAGACUCAAGAGGGACAAUCAGUGUAUGUCUCAGGCUUUCUUGGCAGGACUUCCCUGUAUUUGGGUCUGAGUAGGAUUUCCACGCGGGCUGAACGGGAGCAGGAGAAACGGGCCAACCUCUUCAAGGCGGAGGCCAGGCGAAAGGGCAUGGAGUCCAGGUGGUUUCGAUGGGAGAGAGAGAGGCGCCAAAGGAAAGAGGAGAGGCUGGAAAAAGAGAGGGAGGAGCAGAGUCAGUCCCAGCUGGCCUGGGUUCUGCAGCAGAACGAGAAGGCGGAUAAGAACCUGGAUAACUACAACGGCUCUCAGGAAUACGUCACCGAAAACAGACUCCUGAGGAAGGAGAUGAUUGGCUGGAGUAGGUCAUCGGAGUGAGGGAGAGAAUAAACAUAUUGAGGGUGUGUGGGAUGAGAUAGAUCUAAUUAUUCAACGUUUCAUUAUCAGGCUGGUCACCUCUAAAAGAUGCAUUGCGGCAUCAAUCUUUCAAAAUAAAAUUUUCAUUGAAAGCUGCAGAA
Molecule: messenger RNA, 1932 nt
Organism: Engraulis encrasicolus (European anchovy)
Lineage: Eukaryota; Metazoa; Chordata; Actinopteri; Clupeiformes; Engraulidae
Product: trichohyalin-like
Exons: 4
Coding region: 113-1792 (559 amino acids)
Source: RefSeq, a predicted model, not a curated record